This is a messenger RNA of Musca domestica (house fly), 1904 nucleotides long. It is a transcript of the gene AstA-R1, whose product is annotated as allatostatin-A receptor. Gene Ontology annotation, cellular component: membrane. Bases 482 to 1726 code for a protein of 414 amino acids. The transcript has 7 exons. Gene Ontology annotation, biological process: G protein-coupled receptor signaling pathway. Gene Ontology annotation, molecular function: G protein-coupled receptor activity. Lineage: Eukaryota; Metazoa; Arthropoda; Insecta; Diptera; Muscidae. The record is from RefSeq and is a predicted model, not a curated record.
AAGUCGCCUUCGGCAUGCUGAUGAUGUCUUUAAUUUCAAACAUUUCCAUUUGAAGCUGGAAGUUGCUCAUAAAUUUGCAACAGCAAAUGACAAUAAUAAUCAUAAGAAUCAGUGGCAGAACCUAAAGCUAAAGGAAAAUGAGCAUUGCUUUGAAAAUGAGGCAUAACAAUAUCCAGGAGAAGAGAACAGUUAUUACAUUUGCUAAAAGCAUGGUCCAUAAAAACAGCUGGCUUUGUGGCUGCCAUAGCUGCUGAUGAAAAAAAAAAAAAAAAACAACAACCAAACAACAACAUUAUAACCAAGUUAACGCUGUCCAUUCACAGCUCUCAAAGAAACAGGCAGACAUUGAAUGUCUACAACCAGACAAACGGCAGAAAGAACAACGCUUUUAUUUCCAGAAAAUUGCCAUAAACCACGCACAAAUAUCGCAACCAACCAACCUUAAAACCCCGAGGCUAGAAAACUUGCUCGCACAACAACCAUGGACCACAAUCACAGCAACCUCCAGCUGCGUGAACCCCUACAACAGCAGCAGCAGCACCAGACAUUACCUCCACAGGCACAAACAUUAUCCUCAUCGCUGGCCAUCGCCUGUGCCGAAUGGCUGAAUGCCACCGAAUGUAGCAACAUCACAUUUGCCAUUGGCAAAAGCCGAGGAGUCGCAGCCAACCUGGCUGCGGAUGGCCUGAACACCACCCCGCCUCCUGAUAAUCUCGUUGAAAUGGACCUAGAGGCCGAUUGGCCUCUAGAACGAGUUGUUUCCAUGAUUGUGCCUGUCUUCUUUGGAAUUAUUGGAUUUGCCGGUCUGCUGGGAAAUGCUUUGGUCAUUUUAGUUGUGGUGGCCAAUCAACAAAUGCGAUCUACCACCAAUCUACUCAUCAUCAACUUGGCCGUAUCGGACAUUCUGUUCGUCAUCUUCUGUGUCCCCUUUACGGCGACGGACUAUGUCCUGCCGGAAUGGCCAUUCGGGAACUUGUGGUGCAAAUUCGUACAGUACAUGAUUGUGGUGACGUGUCACUGCAGUGUGUACACGCUGGUGCUAAUGUCCUUCGAUCGAUUUUUGGCUGUGGUGCAUCCGGUGACGAGUAUGUCACUGCGCACGGAAAGAAAUGCAACAUUAGCGAUUAUCAUGGCCUGGAUACUGAUCCUGACAACGGCGAUACCCGUGGCCUUGGCGCAUUCGGUACGAAUUUAUCAAUUCAAUGGCCACAAUUAUACGGCGUGUGUCUUCUCAUCCGACAAAGAAGUGUGGAGCUUACUGGGAUUCCAGCUUUCAUUCUUCCUGUCAUCGUACGUGGCCCCACUGACGUUAAUAUGUUUCCUGUACAUGGGCAUGUUGGCACGUCUAUGGAAAAGUGCGCCCGGCUGCAAACCCUCGGCUGAGUCACGGAAAGGAAAAAGACGUGUCACACGGAUGGUCGUAGUCGUUGUCUUGGCCUUUGCCAUUUGUUGGCUACCAAUACAUGUUAUUUUGGUACUGAAGGCCUUCAACCUCUAUGGGACGUCGCAUGCAACCGUAAUCAUACAGAUUAUCUCACAUGUCUUGGCCUACACAAAUUCGUGUAUCAACCCCAUACUGUAUGCCUUUUUGUCGGACAAUUUCCGAAAGGCAUUUAGAAAGAUUGUUUGGUGCGGUAGUCCACCACCCAUUGUCACAAAUCAACAAAUAACAAAAACAACGCGCACAGCAACCGGAAAUGGUACCUCCAACAUCGACAUGCUGUAGAUGCAGACAACACCAACAUCAUCUGACCAUAGUUGUAGUCGUGUCAUCAUCAUUGUUGUCGUCAUCGUCGCUGCUGUUAUUGUUGUUGUUAUUAUUAUUGCAGAGCAAGUACAACGACCACAAGAUUUUUCAGAAAAAAAAGAGCUAUAGCUGUCUUUGGUAGUUAUAGGUGUUAAAC